AGUAACAUAUGUUAUGUUGUAUAGAUAAGUUGCAGGUUUCAAGAGUAGGUUAGCUUUAUAUAGAUGUUUCAAGCUAAUUACACAUAACUACUUGUUCAAUCUUUGAAAUCUAUUGGUUAGAUAUAUACAUUUAUUCUUAUCAAAAAGCAUCUGCAAUAGCAAAUUAAUAUACAUGCUUGAUUCUUUCUUGAAGUUGCUUAUAGCAUGUUGAUUAUAGUAAAUAAUGCUCUUUAGACAACAUUUGCUAGUUCGAAUAAUUAAGCAAUCAGCUUGUUAAGUCUAAACCCAAAAUGUUUAGACAUCAAUUAAUGGUAGAUUCAUCAUACUUUUAUAAGUCAAUCUAAGUCUUAAUCUACUUUCGAUGUGAGAGAAAAUUGAGGUGUUAUAAUCUUCCCGACUUAAUGACUUGACGUCCUCGUCAAGAUCCAAUAUAUCCCAGAAUUGGACUUUGGCAUGGUGCACAUGAGACCUAACUUAGUGGUGGCUUUGAAUCGUGACUUGUUCUCUAUCUCAUCCACAAGUAGCACUUACGUACUCGAGUCCCUCACUAUGCUUAGUACUGGUCAACCUUGAUAUGAUUUGUCACGAUGCAGCAUGAUGUAGUGAUUAACCCAUUAACUCAUUGAGUCAAGCCCAAAAUGUUUAAGUCCAAGCUGAUGGCUAUCAGGAUCUUAUAAGUCAAUCUAAGUCGUAGAGGUAAAGCUCUAUCAUUAAAAUUACUUUGAGUUUUGAAGCAAAUUAGAGAAUAAAUGAUUAUUUAGAUUAUCUUAGAAGAUAGAAUAUGCAUGAAAAUAUAAAAAUGAAAACGUGUAAGAAGAGAAGCAAAUAAAUUUUUGGGUUUUUAGAUAGGUUCACUUUUUCUUGGCUCUAAGUUGUGGACAUUUGUCUGUCCACUGAAGAUUUUUACUAAUGAAGAAUCAGGCUGAAGGAAACUGAAGUGUAAGUGAUAAAGACAACUUCCGUUUUAAUGAGCUUAGCAGCACCAAAAAGCCCUCUUAAGUUUGUGCAGGUAGAAGCCAUUUGUGUCAACAGUGCUCCCGGUGGAACUAGUCAAUCUGGAGAAGGCUUCACAGCCUUGAGUUGAUGCAUUCUUUAAGAUUAAUAGAUCUGCCCCUGUGCAUGGUUUACCUGGUCAUGAUGCACACUAGAUGGGCUGGGCCCUUGAAUGGAUCUGACGUCCCUCAAGUUCUAUGACAUCUAGCAGCAAAAUCUAAGGGCAUGGUUCAGAGUUUAUUGUUGUGCCUGGAUGACCUAUGCAGUGUGCAUCACAAUGAUUCAAGAGAAAAGGCAGCAAGCAGAGGACUUGGCCUUACCGCAGACAUCAUUGACCACUGUAAAUUGGUCCUUAAAUUUCCUGAAGGCACAAAUAGUACAUGGUAUAAUGCACAGUUUAAAAUUUUUGAGCCACUGGAGUAUAAAUAUGAUGUCUGUGAAGCCAUUCUUCUAUGGGAACAGUAUCGUAACAUGACUACGGUCUUGACAAGGGAAUACCUAGAUGUACGACCGGAUGGAUGGUUAGAUUAUGCUGCAAAAAGAAUUGCACAGUUGGGUGCAGAUAAAUGUUAUAAUCGCUCUAUUUGUGAGGAGCAUCUAAACUUAAUAUUACCUGCAAAGCCUCCCUUCCAUCCCCAGCAGUUUCGGACAUGUGCAGUGGUUGGGAAUUCUGGGGAUCUCUUAAAAACAGAAUUUGGACUGGAGAUUGAUGGGCAUGAUGCAGUCUUUCGAGAUAAUGAGGCUCCUGUUAAUGAGAAAUAUGCCAAACAUGUUGGACUGAAAAGGGACUUUCGCCUAGUUGUAAGAGGCGCUGCUCGUAACAUGGUUGCUAUUCUCGAUGGAUCUUCUGAUGAGGUGCUUAUAAUCAAGAGCGUAACACACAGAGAUUUCAAUGCAAAGAUAAAGGAACUUCCAAAUCCUGUUUAUCUUUUCCAAGGUAUCGUCUUAAGAAGGGGUGCUAAGGGAACCGGAAUGAAGUCCAUAGAAUUGGCUCUCUCCAUGUGUGACAUUGUUGAUAUAUAUGGUUUUACGGUGGAUCCCGGCUAUACAGAAUGGACACGGUACUUCUCGACUCCAAGGAAGGGGCACAAUCCAUUGCAAGGAAGGGCUUAUUAUCAACUGCUGGAGUGCCUCGGUGUCAUCAGGAUCCAUUCUCCUAUGAGAGCUCCGAGGAAGCAGGAUUGGUCAGAUGUGCCAGGCAAAGAAAUCAUAACAAGUGCUCACACGGCUGCGUUGCGUUUGAAAAGAGAAAAAACUGGCCAAGAAGGUGAUAUGGGACCCUUUGGUAAUUGCAAGGUAUGGGGUACGGUAGACCGAGAUGGACCAGUGUCAGGAUCUCCCGACAUGGCUGACGCUCGCAGCAAGUCAAAUUACAGUAAGUGGGAGCUCCUGCCACAUGAGAGCUUAAGAAAGGAAGCACAAAAUCAUUAUGCCCAGAUGGGUCGCGUUUCUCUUUACAAAAUGGACGGGAACAAACUGGAUGAUCUCGUCUGUGUGAGGCACAGCUUUUAAUCUGAAGUUUAGUGAUAAAUAGGGGUUCUGAUUCAACUAUCGGUCCCAUGAAGAGACAGACAGGGGAGCAAGUGGAAUGAAGCUGCAUUAGUGCUCGAGGAGGUUAGGUUAGAGAGCAGGCCUUGGUGCUCCGCAGGACGAAACUACUAUUACAAAGCAAGAGUGGCUUCUGCUUUAUUGGAUGGAUUGAAUUGGGAGACUGCAGAACUUCUCCCUCGAGAAUAUUUACUCAAAGACAUUUCCAGGCAAUAUCGAUGCUUUCAUUCAUUGGUACCGGUCGUUUCAACUUUUCAUUGGACGAUCACCUUGUUCUUCCUAUAGCAUCUUCUGGUGGUACCAAUCAUACAACGUUUUCUACAAAAGCAUUAAAUAGUAUAGCAAUUGUUUCUGUCAUUUCGGUAUUUCGAAUUUUUUUUUUCUGUUUUUUGGCCUUACUGUAGUUAGUUAUCUUUAAUAUUCUGAUUUUUAUAUUUUAAAAAGUUACAUUA
Molecule: messenger RNA, 2993 nt
Organism: Musa acuminata AAA Group (dessert banana)
Lineage: Eukaryota; Viridiplantae; Streptophyta; Magnoliopsida; Zingiberales; Musaceae
Product: sialyltransferase-like protein 5
Exons: 11
Coding region: 1219-2505 (428 amino acids)
Biological process (GO): pollen germination; pollen tube growth
Molecular function (GO): sialyltransferase activity
Source: RefSeq, a predicted model, not a curated record